AUGCUCUCUUUGACUUCCACACUCACUCAGGAGCAGCUCAUGAUGUGUCCCGGCCGCAUCCCCGCAUUUUCAUUCAGCGAAAGAAAAUGGGGACUUUUUGAAGUGACUGGGAUAGGCCCCGUGCAAUUAGAUGGUUCGAUAUUCCACACCUCAUUGAUGUUGGACAAAACAUACAAAGACAUGCUCUUGUCGCUCGUUCGAAUGCAGUCACCCAAAUCUGGAGAAGCUUUUGGUGAUAUCAUCAAAGGAAAAUCGCAGGGUGUUGUAUUUCUACUGCAUGGUGAGCCAGGGGUGGGGAAAACUCUGACCGCAGAGACUAUAGCAGACUCUUGCGGACGGCCUCUUCUAAGAAUUAAUGCGGACAAUUUGAUCAACUCACCGGAAUCAGUAGAGAAUGCUUUGGGGAGAGCCUUGAAUUUAUCCGAGAGAUGGAAAGCCGUGGCUCUGAUAGACGAGGCAGAUAUAUUCCUUGAACAACGAAGUCGAUAUUGCAACACAAGAAAUUCAUUCGUCACCGCAUUCCUUCGGAUUCUCGAGUAUUAUCGAGGUAUUCUGUUCUUAACCACUAACCGGGUCAAUUCGUUUGAUCGGGCGUUGAAAUCGCGAAUUCAAGUCGCCAUCCAUUAUCCAGCUCUCGACGCCAAGAGUCGAAAGGAACUUUGGCAAAUAUUCCUCUCCAAAGCAUCUGCCACAGGUCAGCCAAAAGAUGCUUGGGCGGACAUUGCAGAGAAGCUAGCCUCGCAAGUGCUCAACGGGCGCCAGAUAAGGGAUUCUGUUCGAAUCGCCCAGGCGUCGGCGCUGGGGGAGGGCACCGAAAUUGAAACACGCCAUCUAUACAAUGCUCUCCGGUUAUUGCGAAAGUUUGAGGAUGAAUUUGAGAAUGGGCGGCUAGAGGAAGAUCAGCCACGAAAACGGGCAAGAUAUUUGGACAAGAAUGAGUAUGAAGAUGAAGAUGAAGAUGAAGAUGAAGAUGAAGAUGAAGAUGAAGAUGAAGAUGAAGAUGAAGAUGAAGAUGAAGAUGAAGAUGAAGAUGAAGAUGAAGAUGAAGAUGAAGAUGAAGAUGAAGAAUCUUAG
This is a messenger RNA of Clonostachys rhizophaga, 1074 nucleotides long. Lineage: Eukaryota; Fungi; Ascomycota; Sordariomycetes; Hypocreales; Bionectriaceae. The record is from the annotation of a GenBank genome assembly.